Messenger RNA from Prunus armeniaca (apricot), 288 nucleotides. The record is from the annotation of a GenBank genome assembly. Lineage: Eukaryota; Viridiplantae; Streptophyta; Magnoliopsida; Rosales; Rosaceae.
AUGGGAAGAAAUGGAAGAUUCCAGAGGUGGGAGGUCAUGCUUGCUCUCUUUGGAUGUGUUUAUGGGAAAGAGAGGAAGAAGAUGGAAGAACACAACUUGACAUGGAAGCUUCCAGCAAUGAAGUUUCAAGAGAAUGAUGAUGGGAGGAAAAACUUGAGGUUUGAAGGCUUGGCUUGGAAGGAAGGAAAAGCUUGGAGUUGCUUGGUGAGGCUUUAUAGAGAAUAUGAUGGAUUUCAAGGAGAGGAGGUUAUGGCUGGGGUGCUUGCAACAUCUAGGAAGGAGGUGUGA